Messenger RNA from Engraulis encrasicolus (European anchovy), 3338 nucleotides. RefSeq names its product eukaryotic translation elongation factor 2, like 2 (gene eef2l2). The coding region runs from base 96 to 2678 and encodes 860 amino acids. The record is from RefSeq and is a predicted model, not a curated record. Gene Ontology annotation, molecular function: ribosome binding; translation elongation factor activity; GTPase activity. Gene Ontology annotation, cellular component: ribonucleoprotein complex; cytosol. NCBI's taxonomy places the organism in Eukaryota, Metazoa, Chordata, Actinopteri, Clupeiformes, Engraulidae. Gene Ontology annotation, biological process: translational elongation. The transcript is spliced from 15 exons.
CUUCUCUCUCUUUGCCCCGCAGUCCUCCGACUGAGAGGUCCAACCGCAGGUAUCUGCUACCGAGGCUGUCUUAAGCCGGGGAACCAACAGCCAAAAUGGUGAACUUUACAGUAGACCAGAUCCGUGAGAUCAUGGACAAAAAGUCCAACAUUAGGAAUAUGUCCGUGAUCGCUCACGUGGACCACGGGAAAUCCACCCUGACCGAUUCCCUAGUGUGCAAGGCUGGAAUCAUCGCCUCAGCACGCGCAGGGGAGACCAGAUUCACGGACACAAGAAAAGAUGAACAGGAGAGAUGUAUCACCAUUAAGUCCACAGCUAUCUCUCUGUACUAUGAGCUCAGUGAAAAUGACAUGGCCUUCAUCAAACAGUGCAAGGAUGGCUCUGGCUUCCUCAUUAACCUCAUUGACUCCCCUGGUCACGUCGAUUUCUCCUCCGAAGUGACUGCAGCUCUGCGCGUCACUGACGGUGCUCUUGUAGUGGUAGACUGUGUGUCAGGCGUGUGUGUCCAGACGGAGACGGUGCUGAGGCAGGCCAUUGCGGAGCGCAUCAGGCCGGUUCUGAUGAUGAACAAGAUGGACCGGGCCCUGCUGGAGCUGCAGCUGGAGACCGAGGAGCUCUUCAACACCUUCCAGCGCAUCGUGGAGAACGUCAACGUCAUCAUCUCCACCUACGGAGAGGAUGAGGGCGGACCCAUGGGCAACAUCAUGGUGGACCCCGUGUCAGGCACUGUGGGCUUCGGCUCCGGUUUGCAUGGCUGGGCCUUCACCCUGAAGCAGUUUGCUGAGAUGUACGUGGCCAAGUUCACAGCCAAGAGCGACAAGAAAGCCGAGAUGCCACCAGCCGACCGUGCCAAGAAGGUGGAGGACAUGAUGAAGAAACUGUGGGGAGACAAAUAUUUUGAUCCAUCCAAUGGAAAGUUCAGCAAAAGUGCCCAGAAUUCAAAGGGCGAGAAACUCCCUCGCACAUUCUGCCAGCUCGUCUUGGAUCCCAUUUUCAAGGUCUUCGAUGCCAUCAUGAACUUCAAAAAGGAAGAAACUGAUAAACUGAUCGAGAAGCUUGACGUGAAGCUAGAUGCUGACGACAAGGAGAAGGAAGGCAAGCCUCUGCUCAAGGCAGUGAUGCGCCGUUGGCUGCCCGCUGGUGAUGCCCUGCUUCAGAUGAUCACCAUCCACCUCCCCUCCCCCGUCACCGCCCAGAGGUACCGCUGUGAGAUGCUGUACGAAGGGCCCGGUGACGACGAGGCUGCAAUGGGUAUUAAAAACUGUGACCCCAAGGCUCCUCUGAUGAUGUACAUCUCCAAGAUGGUGCCCACCACCGACAAGGGUCGCUUCUACGCCUUCGGCCGUGUCUUCUCCGGCACGGUGUCCACAGGGCAGAAGGUACGCAUCAUGGGGCCAAACUACACACCUGGCAAGAAGGAGGAUCUCUACCUCAAGCCUAUCCAGAGAACCAUCCUGAUGAUGGGCCGCUACGUGGAGCCCAUCGAGGACGUGCCGUGCGGCAACAUCGUGGGCCUGGUGGGCGUGGACCAGUUCCUGGUGAAGACGGGCACCAUCAGCACCUUCGAGCACGCCCACAACCUUCGCGUGAUGAAGUUCAGCGUCAGCCCCGUGGUCAGGGUGGCGGUGGAGGCCAAGAACCCCGCCGACCUGCCCAAGCUGGUGGAGGGCCUGAAGCGCCUGGCCAAGUCUGACCCCAUGGUGCAGUGUAUCAUUGAGGAGUCUGGAGAGCACAUUGUGGCAGGAGCUGGAGAGUUGCAUCUGGAGAUCUGCCUGAAGGAUCUGGAGGAGGACCAUGCCUGCAUUCCUCUCAAGAAAUCCGACCCGGUCGUGUCUUACCGUGAGACGGUCAGCGAGGAAUCCGACCAAGUGUGCUUGUCCAAGUCCCCCAACAAGCACAACCGCCUGUACAUGAAGGCGCGCCCCUUCCCCGACGGCCUGGCUGAGGACAUCGACAAGGGCGAGGUGUCGUCUCGUCAGGAGCUGAAGCUGCGGGCGCGCUACCUGGCUGAGAAGUACGAGUGGGACGUGGCGGAGGCCCGCAAGAUCUGGUGCUUCGGCCCCGACGGCACCGGACCAAACAUGGUCAUUGACGUGACGAAGGGGGUGCAGUACCUGAAUGAGAUCAAGGACAGUGUGGUGGCCGGCUUCCAGUGGGCCGUCAAAGAGGGUGCCCUGUGUGAGGAGAACAUGCGUGCCGUGCGCUUCGACAUCCAUGACGUGACCCUCCACGCGGACGCCAUCCACAGGGGCGGCGGCCAGAUCAUUCCCACGGCCCGAAGGGUCCUGUACGCCUCCAUGCUGACCGCCCAGCCCAGGCUCAUGGAGCCCAUCUACCUGGUGGAGAUCCAGUGUCCAGAGCAAGUUGUUGGCGGUAUCUAUGGUGUGCUGAACAGGAAACGUGGACACGUGUUUGAGGAGUCCCAAGUAGCAGGAACACCUAUUUUCGUCGUCAAGGCUUUCCUCCCUGUAAACGAGUCAUUCGGUUUCACAGCAGACCUGAGGUCCAACACCGGUGGCCAGGCCUUCCCCCAGUGUGUGUUUGACCACUGGCAGAUCCUGCCCGGAGACCCCUAUGACGCCACCAGCAAGCCGUCGCAAGUGGUGGCCGACACACGCAAACGCAAGGGCCUGAAGGAGGGCAUCCCCGCGCUAGACAACUUCCUGGACAAACUGUGAUCGUCGCCGUGACAAUAACAACGUCCAUCAACAUUACAAUGCAUCUGGCCAAUGUACUGUAGAUCUUCCAACAAAUUUAAAUGUAACAUAAUAAAAAUAAUACUAAAAUUAAAAAAAAAAUCACAAAAUGAUACAAAAGUGUAUGAGUGAGCAUUUACACACAGUAUGAAACAAACAAGAGGGACAGUGUUACGUAUUGCAAUGAACAACAGCAAAUAAAAUUUAGCACCUUACGUUGUGUUCCUCCGUGGCCAUAUUCAUCAUAACGACCUGACAUCUAUGCUUACAGUUUGGCUAAGUGUUGGUUUAACUGUCUAACAAAUGUUUCCAUCAUAAUGUAAACGCACUGUGUACUGUAGUAGAGCACAUCAUUAGGAGGUGAAUUCCACAAGUUGAUGAGCAAUGUGCCCAGUAGAUUUGCCAACUGAACCAUCAAACAGGAAACUUUUGUUAGUCAACAUCAAAUAUAUGAGGGUUUAAGGUUUUUUUUUUAUACACAUCUUUUUAUUAUGCCAAAAUCUUAGUUGUAUUAAAGAAAAACAGUGAAACAUAAAGGGGCUUGGCUUGAGUUCAUACUAGCAUUUCAUUGACAAAAAAAACUAAAACUGAAAUGUUGACUUGCUUUAACUUGUAAUUAAAACGAUGGCUCAUAUCCAGUAA